Striga asiatica is the source of this 2803-nucleotide messenger RNA. The record is from the annotation of a GenBank genome assembly. Lineage: Eukaryota; Viridiplantae; Streptophyta; Magnoliopsida; Lamiales; Orobanchaceae.
AUAUAUAUAUAUAUAUAUGUGACAACUCUAUUUAUCUAUCUAUAUCUAUCCUCUUCUCUCUGGAACACACUCUUUAGCUGGAUCAUUCUCACUCUCAAAUAGGGCCCAAAGCCGCGUGAGAAAAUAGGGAAUUUUGUUCUUGACUGUGUGUGUGUGCGCGCGCGCCCAAUCGGGUAAUGGAAUAGGGAGCUGAGUAGAAAGGACAAAUCUCGGUUUGGAGAAAAAUUCAUGAAAACGCGCAGCAGAAUAGGCUGAAAUUCAGGAUUCCAAUUUUAGUCGAUUUUUGAUUCAUUCGGCGAGUUCCGCAUAUUUCAAGGUUGUAAAAAUGUCGAGACCUCUUCAUCGAGGUGUGUCCGGUGGCGGCAGUCGAUUUUCAGGCAACAGUCAAGAUUUUUGGGAGGAUUCUCAGAUGAAAGAGAAGCCAGAGAAGGAAGAUAUUGAUCGUAAUCGUGCAAAGGGAGCUGAUCAUCCACAUUUAUCUUUUAGAUUUCCAUUUUGGUUUCUAUUUGCAGAUUGUUUAUCUUCAAAGAAUGGUUUGAGUGAGAACGGUUUUAUGUCCGACCCCUUUAGCCCCGGCCCCCACAGAAGCCGCCAUAAAUUGACACUCUCUCUGCUCAGAAUCAGUUUAGUUGUGAUUGUAUUUCUUGCUUUAACGGGCUCUUUCUGGUGGACACUCUCUAUGACUUCCAUAUCAAGAGCACAGAUUUAUCACGGAUACAGACGCCUUCAACAGCAGCUGGUAUCAGACCUUCACGAAAUUGGGGAGCUCACGAUUGGUUCUUCGAGGUUUAGGGAACUGAAUUUCUGUUCUCAGGAUUCGGAAAACUAUGUGCCAUGCUUCAAUGUUUCUGAAAAUCUGGCCUCAGGAUUUUCUGAUGGUGAGGAGUAUGGUCGGCACUGUGGGCUGGGUUCGAGAAGUAAUUGCUUGGUGAUGCCACCUGUCAAUUAUAGAAUUCCUCUACGGUGGCCUGCCGGGAGGGAUGUUAUCUGGUUUGCCAAUGUUAAUAUUACGGCUCAGGAGGUGCUGUCCUCUGGAAGCUUGACCAAGAGAAUGAUGAUGUUGGAUGAAGAUCAAAUAUCAUUUCGUUCAGUAUCAUCUACUUUUGAUGUCGAAGACUACUCGCACCAAAUUGCAGGAAUUAUCGGGCUAAGAAAUGUAUCCUACUUUACAGAAGCUGGGGUUCGGACCAUCCUCGACAUAGAAUGUGGCUAUGGUAGUUUUGGUGCCCAUCUAUCAUCCAACCAGUUAUUGACCAUGUGUCUAGCGAAUUACGAGGCAUCAGGCAGUCAAGUGCAACUAACUUUAGAAAGAGGUCUUCCUGCAAUGAUUGGUUCAUUUACUUCGAAGCAGUUGCCAUAUCCAUCUCUUUCAUUUGACAUGGUACAUUGUGCACGAUGUCGGAUUGAAUGGGACAAAAAAGAUGGCAUAUACUUGAUCGAAGUCGAUCGUUUGUUGAGACCUGGGGGCUAUUUUGUGUGGACUGACCCACUUACAAAUUCUCAGCGUUCACUUCGCAACAAAGAUAACCUAAAGAGAUGGAACACAGUCCGUUUGCUAACAGAAAGCCUCUGCUGGGAGAUGUUGCCACAGCAGGACGAAACUGUUGUGUGGAAGAAGACUAGUAAGAAGAAAUGCUACUCAACAAGAAACAUAAUGAUAUCUUUGAACAGAAGCGUAAAUUCACAGAAUAGAUUGAGGAAAAGUGGAUCCCCUUCUCUAUGCAAUAAAGGACAUGACAUUGAGACCCCAUAUUAUCGCCCCCUCCAGUCGUGCGUUGGAGGAACUCAAAGCCGCCGAUGGAUUCCUAUUGAAGAAAGGAGAAAAUGGCCUUCCCAGGCCAAAAUGAGCUCAGCAGAACUAGAAAUCCAUGGUUUGCACUCAGAGGAGUUUAAUGAAGAUGCUAUUAAUUGGAACUAUGCAGUUCGCAACUAUUGGUCACUUCUUUCACCGCUGAUAUUUUCUGAUCAUCCUAAGAGGCCUGGCGUUGAAGAUCCUUCACCACCUUACAACAUGCUGAGGAAUGUGUUGGACAUGAAUGCACGUCUCGGUGGAUUUAAUGCUGCUUUAUUGGAAACUGGGAAAUCUGUGUGGGUGAUGAAUGUGGUCCCUACGAAAGGACUAAAUACGUUGCCGUUAAUACACGACCGCGGAUUUGUUGGGGUGCUGCAUGACUGGUGCGAACCAUUUCCAACAUAUCCACGAACAUAUGAUCUGGUCCAUGCGGAUGGACUUCUCUCUCUUGAAUUUGAUGACAAGCCAAGAUGCCAAAUGCUAGAUUUGUUUGCUGAGGUAGAUCGUAUACUUCGUCCAGAGGGAUGGUUGAUUCUGAAAGACGGUACUCGACUAAUCGAGUAUGCAAGAUCUCUAACGACGCAUCUGAAAUGGGAUGCCCGAGUCGUCGAGAUCGAGAGCAAUAGUGACGAGAGGCUCCUCAUCUGCCAGAAACCGUUUUUCAAAAGACAGUCUGCGUGAUUUCGUCUAAAUAUAUUUUUAUAGAUUAUCGUAUAUGAUGCAUUUAUAAUCGCAAAUUCAUUUAUGAGGAUCUAAAUAGGGGUGGAUGGAAGUUUUUGAACCGAAUAGACAGAUAAAACGGUACAGGGGCAAAAAUAUGCAUAAUGGAUUGCUGGGAAUGAGCUGCAAACUCCCUAUGGAGCUGCAAGGCGGACAUAGGGCCGUGUAUAUUUACAUUAAAAAGGGUAUGGCUUCUUCUUGUGUUGUCUCAUUGGAAGAACUGAGAAAAGUUACAGAAUAUAUUUAAUUGUGGAAUUUUUUACAGUAAUUUUUUUUAUUAUUGUGUUGUGU